Sycon ciliatum is the source of this 3140-nucleotide messenger RNA. Its product is annotated as monoacylglycerol lipase ABHD2-like. Gene Ontology annotation, cellular component: sperm flagellum; sperm plasma membrane. The record is from RefSeq and is a predicted model, not a curated record. NCBI's taxonomy places the organism in Eukaryota, Metazoa, Porifera, Calcarea, Leucosolenida, Sycettidae. Gene Ontology annotation, biological process: sperm capacitation; medium-chain fatty acid biosynthetic process; steroid hormone receptor signaling pathway. The transcript has 7 exons. The coding region runs from base 321 to 1688 and encodes 455 amino acids. Gene Ontology annotation, molecular function: monoacylglycerol lipase activity; acetylesterase activity.
AUUUGUAGUCGAGGAAGACUUCUUUUGAUAGCAGUAGCGGGAAGGCAAAGGCACUCCAACAUUCGCCUGCCACCAAAGUCCUGGAAAACUACUCAGGGCACAUUGACAGCCUACAAGUACAAGCACCUAGUCGACAGACUUCGAUCAUUUUCAGCUGCACAACAUCGUUAUUAUUGAAUUUUCUAUUUUAGUAAUUCCGAAAUCUGCUCGGUUCGAUCGUGCCCAUGACUUGAGUCCUUUGGGCGUAGGUGGCUUACUUCUUAGCAUUGCUUUGCUGAUGAUAUUGCCCGCAAGACGUGGAGACCAGCUGAUUGUCGGCUAUGGGCUGCGCCGAGUCGAGGGAGUGCUUUGCGCCAGACAUCGAGCACAGCGGAUCGGAGUACAACGCAGCUGUCAUUGAGCGAUGCCCGUUGCUCACCGAGAGGUACCGUCCGCCAUCGCUGUGGGGCCGUAAUGGCCAUGCUCAGUGUAUCGUCUUCUGCACGCUGGGCAGGCAGUACGCACACAGCACGCCCGGAGUCCAGGCCACCAUGGUCGCGCUGAAGAGUGCUCAGGACGGCACGACGAUCACGUUCGACAUGUUCGUGCGCGAGGACGUCGGCCGCGCGAGGGCGCAGGCCGAGGACGCACCCUGGGUGUUGAUCGCGCCGGGCAUCUGCAACUGGAGCCAGUCUGACUACGUGCAGAGCUUUGUGCAGUACGCGCUGCACGUGCACCCACACUGGAGAGUGGCCGUUCUCAAUCAUCUCGGCACGGACUCGAGAAUGCUGCCCACUUCGGCACGUGUGUUCAAUCUAGGUUGCUGUGAGCCGUUUGACCUGAUGGUGAAGCACAUCCACAGGCGAUGGCCCGACGCUCCGCUCGUCGCGCUGGGCUUCAGCAUGGGAGCGAACAUCAUUCUGAAAUACCUAGGCGAGGAUCCGAGCAGGCAGGCACUGUUCAGUGCUGCCGUCUCGUGUUGCCAGAGCUAUGUGUUCAGCCCGUCGUUGGAGUACUACGAGCACUCGCUGCUACUUCGCUUCUACUCCUCCGUCAUAGCACGGCGAGUGCUUGGCCUGGUGAAGCCGCACCGCAGCAUGUACUUCAACUAUUGGCGGAGGGCCGGUUACAUCCGUGACGGUGGCGACGGCAGUGCAAUGGCGUCGGAAAAGAACCAGGAUACCGAAGAGCUCCUGGGCCCGACGAGGCCGGUGCAUGCCUGCAAUGAUCCCGACAGCACGUGCCGCAAGAAUGCCGUUGCGAACGCCCGCUUCCCGCCGGGCAUCAAUUUGACAACAGCUGACGAUGGUGGUGAAGGGUCAAUUGUCGAGAAUGUGCAUGAGGACGUCGUGUUUUCCUCCUACCAUAUGGGAGAUCUCGAUCGCAAUUUCUUCAGACCCAUGAAUGGGUAUGCAACCGUGCACGACUACUACGCCGCAAUGAGCUCGGCGUUUUACCUCCAUAAGGUAACAGACGUACCCGUCAUGCUGCUGAAUGCCGAUGAUGACCCUGUUGCACCACCGGAGGAUGUCUACCACCAUGCGAGAACAAUCCUGGAUGUCAACCCACGUUCACUGUUCGUGCACACACGCCACGGCAGUCACAUGGCGUACUACAGCGGUGGUUGUGUGCUGCCCGAUGAUCACAAUGUCUUCGAUCAGAUGCUGCUCCAGUAUAUCACGGCAGUGCUGAGCAUGCCUGACCGAUAGCUCAGUGCCGUUCAGACUCCUGUCUCUGCCUGGCCGAUGCCUGUCCUCGGUGCGAUUCUCCUCUCUAUCGAUUCAGCACUCUUCCGUGCGCUGUGAGUGUGUGCAUACUACGACUACCCUUGUUGGCAUAUUCAGUGAAGUCAGCUUGUCCCAGGUCAAGCAUGGAACCUGCUUGUCACGGGCAGACGUUUCACACAUUUAAGCAGCAGCAGCAGCAGCUAACAUUACCGUAAAGUACCGCCAGAGCGCCCCACCAUCUUGUCCUUUCGUGGUCGUCUCGUGGAGGUGGCUUCCUGUCUGUAGCCUCAUACGACACGAACCUUGUACAAACAAUGCACGUUGUGCAGGCAAUCCAUACCCAGUUUACCUUUGAGGGGAUGCGAGCUCCACAUAAGAACAUGUCACGUGUGACCUUAGUACACUAAGUUCUCACACCGUACAAACUUAGUAGCCCUCUGCCAUAUGAUUUUCUUCCAAUGGCUGUAAAAUCAAGGUGGGGCACUCUCGCGAGACGGGGUGCUCUGGCGGUACUUUACGGUACUUGUGCUCCUGUUGCACCACUGACUUGAGAUCGACAUGCCAGGCACCUUGCUGCUUGCACUGAUGAAUUCGAAACACGGUCGGCCAGCAGCGCCCUGUUAGCUCCCGCCAUGUCUUGCCAAUCGUCCCAGCUUACCUGAGUACCAAUGCCAGCGGGGAGCCUGUUGCUGUCUGUACCCUGUGUACAUGUCCGUGCUGCUAAGUGGAAGUUUGUAGAUGCGGGGCUGUAGCAUUAAACGCCAUGCUACAUUACACUACUUGUGAGUUGCCCUUUACGCCGUCCCCUGCGCCCAGUGCCAUCACGCUACAUGGCUUUGGCAUCUCGUAGCUGCCUUGCCAUACUGGUAAACCAACAGUGUUACUGCCAACCGGCGGAGCAUUGCCUGCAUGCACCAUUGUCUUUUACAGCGCAGGUGUCUUCCGCAUGCAGCGGUGUGAAAACUGCGUGGCUCCGUAGGUUUGCCACUAGUUCUCAAAAAACAUGUUCAAGUUUGUAACUUGUCCCAGACUCCCCAGAGAGAGAAAAGGUACCUAGUUUUUCUAUUUCUGAAUGCCGACUCUCUGUCUGCAGGCUCCAAAGUUUUUUCGUGUUAAAAUAUCCCGAAGAAAACUACAUGCAGCUCAGGGCCCUAUUGUAUGGCCUAGUGAUUGGUGAAAAAUAUCAGUUAAUUUACUAUUCAAAGAAGUAGUUUUAAUACCGUACUUUAUUUUGAAUUGUCCAUGUGUCUAUUCCAUGAUUGAUUGUUUCUAAACAUUGUAUACAUUUACUUGUUUUGCCUGCCACACCACUGAUUGAGGACGUAAACAUCCACGACAAUUUAUUAUAUCUGAAUUCAGUUUUACUUGUCCUAUCAUUUUUUACAGACCCUAUCAGCAUCUUUACAACAUCCAGUGUUUCGGCAACCACCUGAA